Molecule: messenger RNA, 630 nt
Organism: Penicillium olsonii
Lineage: Eukaryota; Fungi; Ascomycota; Eurotiomycetes; Eurotiales; Aspergillaceae
Source: the annotation of a GenBank genome assembly
AUGUCGUCGACCUCGCCUUCGAAGGAACCAGAACUCGACCCCGAGGUGCAAUCGGGUGAAGAACCAGAGCACAUGGACAAGGAACAACACGACGCGCAGGGGCAUCAUGGCGAGUUUGAGGUGAAGGAGCAAGAUCGGUGGCUUCCGAUUGCAAAUGUGGCUCGUAUUAUGAAGUUGGCUCUUCCAGAAAACGCCAAGAUCGCCAAAGAGGCCAAAGAAUGCAUGCAAGAAUGCGUGAGCGAGUUCAUCUCGUUCAUCACCAGUGAAGCCUCAGAGAAAUGCCAACAGGAGAAGCGGAAGACCGUGAACGGUGAAGACAUUCUGUUCGCGAUGACCUCGCUCGGCUUCGAGAACUACGCGGAAGCUCUGAAGAUCUAUCUGUCCAAGUACCGUGAGACACAAUCUGCCCGCGGUGAAAACCAGCGCCCUCCGAGUGCUGGGUAUGGCGCUGGAGGGCCAGUUGGAGCCCCCGGGGCGGGACCUGCUCGCCCCGCUGGCUUCGCCGAUGCCGAGGGUGGCAACCCCAUGCUGAACCCUAGUCUGGACCCCUCCGAGCAAGAUGCUACUGCCUAUGGCUAUCCCUCGAUGGUUGGCCAGCCGCACAAUGGAGCAGGCGCGGAGUCGUACUAA